AUGUCUCAUCGAAUACCCAUCGGCCCAACAGUUGGCCAAAAUCUCCUCGACCCUUGGACUCAUGGAAUUGGCAUCAUGCGCGAUGUCUGUUCGCGCUGGUCAGAGCUUGAUAUCACCCAAAUUGGCUCCCUUAUCGCUAUAGCCGGCACAGUCCCCACAGCCUGGAGAUUUCUGAACACUCUAUGGAACGAAGUCUAUGGCACGAUAAGACGGUUCUUUCUUGCAUCUGUCACAGUCCCCGGCGGUGAUCCUUUGAAUAGGAGUGUUGUCAAAUGGAUCAUGGCUAAUCGGGAACGGCAUUAUCGUUCAUUUCAUGGAAGGACUGAUGUUGGGCAAAACGGAGAUCGUGCAGCUGCUCUUAAAAAGACACGGCAUUCAAUCCAGUAUUCACCUCAUUGGAACACGAGAUGGCUUUUCUGGGGUGGAAAUCUGUUUCUUGUUACGAGACGCGUCAACGAUUUCAGCUCCUCUUUAUCGGAUCCUAGUUAUGAUGGAAUUGGAGGAGAGGAAAUAACCGUGAGCUGUUUCGGUUGGUCAGCAGAGCCUAUCAAAGCAUUCAUUGAAUCCUGUCGCGAAUACUCUGAUCGACAAACUCAAUUCUUCGUCAUCAUCUACGCCCGGGAUCGAUAUGGCCUAUCAUGGAAACCCAAAGCUCGCAAGCCAAUCCGCUAUCUGGAAACUGUUCACUUUGACAACGGAACCAAACAAGACCUUCUCGGGGAUAUUCGUAAUUACCUGGACCCCAAGACGCAGAAGCGGUAUCAAAGCCGAAGUAUGCCUUAUCGACGCGGUUAUCUCUUUUACGGACCACCUGGAACUGGAAAGUCGUCCUUGUCAGUAGCCAUAGCAGGUGAAUUCGGUCUGGACCUUUACGAGGUCAAGAUCCCCAGCGUUGCUACGGAUGCAGAUCUCGAACAAAUGUUUCAAGAAAUUCCACCACGUUGCGUUGUCCUGCUGGAGGAUAUUGACGCCGUGUGGACAGACCGUUCCAACUCCGACAAUGGGCAAGAGAGCGGCUCUGCACCAAACUGUACAUUAUCCGGAUUGUUGAAUGUGCUGGAUGGAGUGGGUUCCGUGGAAGGACGAAUCAUUAUUAUGACGACAAACCACCCCGAGCAACUCGACAGUGCCCUAGUUAGACCAGGCCGCGUCGACAUGAAAGUGUUGUUAGGCAACAUCAGUCGCAAGUCGGCAGAGGAGAUGUUUGUACGCAUGUUCUCUCCCGACUUGGGAUGCACAUCACAUCUGGACAUGGACGAGAUUAAAGAGUUGGCAGCUCGGUUUGCCGAGCAGAUUCCAGACGAUACGUUCACGCCAUCACUGCUACAGGGCUUUUUCCAAUUGCAUCUUGAGAGCCCUCUUGAUGCGGCAUCAAGUAUAGGAGCUUGGGUCAAGAAAGAGCUUGAGAAGAGCUCAGAAAAGGAGUUUGAGGUAAUUACGGGGAAAAGAAGAGUCUGA
Fusarium venenatum is the source of this 1458-nucleotide messenger RNA. Its product is annotated as P-loop containing nucleoside triphosphate hydrolase protein. Lineage: Eukaryota; Fungi; Ascomycota; Sordariomycetes; Hypocreales; Nectriaceae. Gene Ontology annotation, cellular component: mitochondrial inner membrane. Gene Ontology annotation, biological process: mitochondrial respiratory chain complex III assembly; protein insertion into mitochondrial inner membrane from matrix. Gene Ontology annotation, molecular function: ATP binding; ATP hydrolysis activity. The record is from RefSeq and is a predicted model, not a curated record.